AUGGCAUCUCCUUGUGCAGAAGAAACACUGUGCUCUUCUGAGAAGGUGUCCUCCUUGGGGAAGGACUGGCACAAGUUCUGCCUGAAGUGUGAGCGCUGCAACAAGACCCUGACCCCGGGCGGGCAUGCUGAGCACGACGGGAAACCCUUCUGUCACAAGCCCUGUUACGCCACACUGUUCGGCCCCAAAGGGGUGAACAUUGGCGGCGCUGGCUCUUACAUCUAUGACAAGCCACAGAUCGAGGGGCAGACUGCUCCAGGACCCAUCGAGCACCCAGUGAAGGUGGAGGAGAGGAAGGUGAAUGCUGCACCUCCCAAGGGACCCAGCAAAGCCUCCAGUGUCACCACCUUCACCGGGGAGCCCAACAUGUGUCCACGCUGUGGCAAGAGAGUCUACUUUGCUGAGAAGGUGACUUCGCUGGGGAAGGACUGGCACCGUCCCUGCCUACGCUGUGAGCGCUGCAGCAAGACGCUGACCCCAGGAGGCCACGCCGAGCAUGAUGGACAACCAUACUGCCACAAGCCCUGCUAUGGAAUCCUCUUUGGGCCAAAGGGUGUCAACACCGGCGCUGUGGGAAGCUACAUCUACGACAAAGAUCCUGAGGCGAAGAACCAGCCCUAGAUGGCAUCUCCUGCCCACCUGCCUGCACGCUCUGUGCCCCUGUACUAACCUCCUACUCACAGCUGGUCACAGAGCUGUGCCCUCUCUGCUGUCUCUACUCUGGGCAGAACAGCCCUGCCUCUGGAUUAUAAAUCAUAGUCUCUAAUAUAAGCUUCAGUGUUUAAUGGCAAAGUUAGAAGGUAUUUUUGGUGGUUCCCAAUGUGCUCUGUCCUCCCCAGCCCCCUCCCACCAGCCCCCCAAGCAUGGGAGGCAGCAGGGCAGGUGUGGGGAUGUCACCAUGUGCAGGAGACAGCGGGUGGCA
Messenger RNA from Acanthisitta chloris (rifleman), 922 nucleotides. It is a transcript of the gene CRIP2, whose product is annotated as cysteine-rich protein 2. The record is from RefSeq and is a predicted model, not a curated record. NCBI's taxonomy places the organism in Eukaryota, Metazoa, Chordata, Aves, Passeriformes, Acanthisittidae. The transcript has 8 exons. The coding region runs from base 1 to 621 and encodes 206 amino acids.